Molecule: messenger RNA, 615 nt
Organism: Penicillium macrosclerotiorum
Lineage: Eukaryota; Fungi; Ascomycota; Eurotiomycetes; Eurotiales; Aspergillaceae
Product: cysteine hydrolase family protein
Exons: 1
Coding region: 1-615 (204 amino acids)
Source: RefSeq, a predicted model, not a curated record
AUGUUCGAUUCAAAAAAUCAGGCUACGCCUGGUUACUAUGGUCCCUCUCAAACAGCUCUACUGCUAUUAGACUUCCACUCCUUGUUCGUUCAACAUGUCGGUGGACUAAAAGCCCCCGUAGCCCUUGGUGUCGCUGCUGAAAUGCGAGCAUGGGCAAGAACAAAGGGUAUUCGGGUCAUUCAUUGUCUAAUCGACAUUCAUGCCACUCCUUUCGCAACCUGCAAGGAUGCUCCACGAUUUGUGGAGAUCGCCAAAACAAUGCAAUCAGGUGGAGGAGAAGAAUCUACCGAGCUGCUUACAGACAAGGGCAAUGAUGUCACGUUCACUCGAAGACCCGGUUACGUGUCUGCGCUCAAAUCUCCAGGCCUGAACGAAUUUCUGCAGAGCAAUGGGAUCAAGUCCUUAAUACUUACCGGGCUGAGCACAUCUGGAUGCGUGACGAGAACUGCUCUUGCGGCCAAUGAUGCAGAAUACGUUGUUUCGAUCCUCUCCGACGGCUGUGCAGACCGAGAGCAAGAAAUCCAUGAUCUUCUCAUCGAGAAGAUGUUGAAUAAUCGGGGAUUUGUUGCAUCCUCAAGUGAAUUUCGGAAAGGGUAUGAAAGCUGUCUCAAGUAA